Messenger RNA from Besnoitia besnoiti, 510 nucleotides. RefSeq lists its product as uncharacterized. The transcript is spliced from 3 exons. Lineage: Eukaryota; Apicomplexa; Conoidasida; Eucoccidiorida; Sarcocystidae. Bases 1 to 510 code for a protein of 169 amino acids. The record is from RefSeq and is a predicted model, not a curated record.
AUGCAGACGGAGGCCUCGGUUCGGUACCACUGUGUUCGUAUUCGGGACCGACUAGCCGAGCAAAUCGUCUCUGCUUUAGCGAAGAUUCGUGAUCCGGAACAAUAUCAAGCAGCGCUCAACGCGUACUUGGGGGCCGUGCAGAUGGCUCGAGUCGCUGUUCUAAGAGGCAAGGAGUUCGCGGACCUGACGAUAGUCUGCCCCUUUAUGCCCACGUAUUUGGAUGAAAAUACUGUUGCGGAUGAACAGAAGAACCUUGCUAUCUACGCAAUCUCAAAGCAAACGGCGGGCCGCGAGAUACUUCACCGAAUCACGCGUACGAAACUCGCUUUUGUUCCAGUUUUCAUGCCGAUUGCCGGAUUGGCAUGGAUUGGAACCGGAGUCCGCUCUGCGGCACGGAAGCUGACUUCGCUCUUUCGGAGAAAAACGAUUGGGAAACUGCGUCUUCGCCAGCCUCCUUCACGUAAGCUGGAUGGGGAAGAAAAAUUGAAAACAAAUGUAUACGAGGAUUAG